CAUAUUACGAGCAAGAGUGGACUCAUUUACGGUCGUAAUUACUUAAAUACUGGCAGUAAUUGGGUAAUUACGACCGUAAUUACCUUCCUUAAAGUAUAGUGAAACGCGCGUUUUGGGUGAAUUACGGGCAAACCAUGAUUACGACCGUAAUUCAGCCCGUAUUUCACCCAGAAUCGGGUUUUUGAGGCAGAUUCGAGCCAAAGGAGAGGGAGUCGACUUUUUGGAGCAAAAACAGAGUUUUAGAGAGAGAAAGUGCGAAGAACAAACCCUAAAAGCUAUUUGGAGUGGAUUUCUCACCAUUGAAGCCCAUAUUGCAUCUCCAGGAGUGAAGAUCAUCAUCCCGGAGCAGAUUAUCCUCAUAUUUAUGAGUAUGACUACUCUGAUUACUAUUUUCCUCUCUCUCUCUCUAUGGAGUAGAACUUUCUCUCACUUGGGUAUGAAGAACCCUAGUUCCAUGUGUUAGGAAUCUUGAUUGUAAUGACUUGGGAUUGUUAUACUGUUUGAUUUUAAUUGAUUGAUGCAUGAUUCAUUGAGUCAAUUGAAGUCUGAUAAUCUUUUCUUGACUUCUGCUGCAACCUGAGAUAGAUAGAAUCUGAUUAGGUUGUUAGAGCCUCAUUAAUCAGUAGUAGUAGAUUGGUUAUACGAGAGUUAACCGAUUUACUGCUUUGUACUGGAAUCCAAUUCCAGUAAUGGAGUUUUGUGUUCAUAGCCUCAGCUUUCUACCCCGGUGAAGACUAGUCGUCUGCCGGGUAGUUGGAGUGAGGGCUAUGUCAGCUUAAGAGAUUCCAAGAUACUGUCGAAUCUUCCGCAGUUUAAUCAACAGUUAAUCAACCCAGGGUAAUUACAAUUGUGACCUAAAUAAGGAGCUAGGGGGAUUCAUUCCCGAGUGACUCUUCCCUUUCUAAAGAACUUCGAACCAUUUCCUGCUUUCUUACUGCUUUUAGUUAAAAUCACAAUCACUCGACUUAGUUUGCUAGAUAAUAAAUAAUCACGGAGUAGGUAGUAGAUCUAGACCCCGGGUUGAUAAAUAGAACUUGCCACUAUUCUGCAUUUUCUGACUGCGAUUACACUUGGUCGCAGUUUGGUGUUGUGUUUUAGCGUGUCAAGUUUUUGGCGCCGUUGCCGGGGACCCUAGGUUAUUGUAGAAACGUGAAAGUCUGUUACUUUAGCAUUUUUAUUUACUUUUCCACCCUUGCUUUUCACUUGCGUGUUAUAUUUUUUUUGGGUGUAGAUCUGAAACAUGGAUCCUCUUGGCUUCUCCAACCAUUGGGGGUAUCAACCACCAUCCGGGUGGUAUUACCCCCAGACUUCCUAGAGCACCCAAGGAGGAGAAGACUAUGGAUUUGGGUUUCCGUACCAACCCCCUUACUACGAAGAACUAUCAGACCCUUGGGUAUUUUAAGAGCAAUCUCAUUAUCAAGAAGAAUUCCUCCCAAAACUAGAAGGGACAUUAGAUCUUAAUUUAGCCACAACCUUCACGGGCCAUCCGGCAGAGCCAUGCUACACUCCACAGCCAGAUCCAAACUAUCACUUGAGGCUUCUCGUGGAGCAGAUUGCUAGAGUACCUGAGAGAUCCUCUCCCGAGAUGGAUCCUCAUAUCCAGGCCAUGGCCCAAACUGACUUCUCUUUUCCCCGUGAAACAGAGGAUACCCUUCGUAGCAUAAAGAAUCAUAUAGAGGUCAUUGAGAAAGCUUGUGCACAGCUUUCUCAAGACAACCUUUAUGCUGCCAUACAAGUAGAGGAAGAGGAAGAAAAAGGCAAUCAUGAGGAUGUUGAGGAGCAUACAGAUGUUGUCACUAAAAGCUCCCAUGAUAAUCAUGAUCAAAUGAAUCCUCUGGUGGUAGAUCACAACUAUCAUCAUUUCCGCUCUGAUAUGCUGGGCCUGAGCGAGGAGAUGCAAGAUGAUCUCAUUGAAGAAAUUACAUGGCGACUUGCUCUCCAAUCUGUGCUAGAAGAAGAAGAGCUAGAGAGGGUGAGGGAAGAAGUUGUGGAGGAUGAGGAAGAAAGCAAAGAAGAGGAAGUUCUUGAUCUUUUUCAAGGGGAGAGAACACAUUCUGAUGAAGGAAGGGGGGUUAAAGAAGCAAGUGGUGUCCAGGCUGAGGAAGAAGUUGAGGUCGAAGAGGCAUGCACCGGCCAUGAGUUACAUGUGAUAUCUCCACCAAACUUCGAGGAGCUGCUUGGCAAGGACCCAUUUGCAGUGUCUCUUUGCCAGACCAAGAGCACAUCAAUAUCGAUCCCUCUUGGUGGAUGCCAUGGUGGUCAAUCGAAUAUAUCUUAUCUGGUUUGGGGCAAUGAGACAAGAGCAGACGCGAAGGAGAGGUCUCGAGAGGGGAGAUUUCAUCUUCCUCAAGGCCACGAGCCAUCUUCAUCACCUAUCACAUCACCUGCUUGUGACUUGAGACUCCACAUCAUCGAUGAGAACCUCAAGUUCAAGGAGCAUCUGGUGUUGACCAAAACUUAGGACCCACCGUCCAGCUAAAGACGUAAAAGAAGCGCUUGUGGGGAGGCAACGCCAACAAGGUUUGUUUUUCUUUCGUUUGUUUUUCGGUUUGUCUACUUGGAACUAUUGUUUUUAUCACCCAAUGUGUUUUGAUGACUCUAGCCCUGCUGACUGAUCCCAUUUCCAGUCCUCCGACAGUCCAUAUUCCCGGUAACAUCGUUUCCCCUUGUCUUUCCCUCUACUCCAUUGAGGGCAAUGUCGUGCUCAAGUGUGUGUGUGUGGGGGGGGGGGUGUUUAUCUGUUGUUGACUGCUAGAUGAGUCUGUGUACUUGGAGCCUAGUCCGCUGUCCAAAUCUCGAGAUUUGAGGGCUCCAAGUACAGAUGUUUGCAUGAUCAUAUUGGCACUGUGGGUUUAAUUGGUGAAUCGAAUGGCUUUCGAAUUACUGCAUGACAACUGGAUUGUGACUAGGACGACCAAUAAUGAUGACUGAGACGUGUAGUAGAAUUGUGUAGGAGUUCAGUUUUUUAACUGUUUGCUUACCAACUGUGACUUGGAUUUAUCACUUGUUCUUGACAGUCGUUUAUGCAUCUAGUUCAGGGAAUCAGAAUGAGAGAUAGAGCAUAUAGGUAGCUGAUAGACCGUUAAUUACACAUGUUUUUACCCCUGUUCUUACACCGUUUGAGAUGUGAUUUCUCGUGUUUUAGGCCGAUUUCACGCUAGGUUGUGCUUGUUUGUGAUAUUUCAGGUCCUAGUACGUGAAUGGAGGCUUGGGAGCGAGUUUGGGGUCGAUAGGACGAAGAUCGGGCGCGAGGCAAGUAAAAAAGGAGGCCACACGGGCACACCCACAACUCACACGGUCGUGCAACUCAUAUUUGUGGCCGUGUGAAGGAGUGGCCUGGCCGUGCGAGUUUCGCCGAGAGCAAACACGGGCAGAUGGAAAUCAAACACGACCGUGCGACCCUGGCCGUGUGAGAAGCCUGAAGAUCGAACUAAUUGGAACGCAGCGUUUUGACUCACACGGGCAACUGGGUAGGCCACACGGCCGUGUGGCCCUGGCCGUGUGAGUCUGGAAUUCCUGGUUUUAACCCAAUUCCGGGCUGCAAGAGAGAGGAUCGGACUUUUUGAGCAAAAAUAGAGUUCUAGAGAGAGAAAGGACGAAGAACACAUCCUAGAAGCUAUCUUGGAGCUGGGUUUCAUCAAAUCAAGCUUGGAGAUCGUCAUAGGAGUGGAAAUCAUCAUCCCAGAGCAGAUUCUUCCCAUUGUAAUGAGUAUGACUGCUUUGUAUCUUGUUUUCCUCUCUCUCUCUAUGGAGUAGAACCCCUCUCUCACUUGGGGAUGAAGAACCCUAGUUCUAUGUGUUAGGGAUUGAUUGUAAUGACUUGGGAUGAGAUUACUUUUUGAUUUUAAUCGAAUGAUACAUGUUUAUUGAGUCAAUUGAAGUCUGAUCAACUUUUCCUAAUUCCUGCUGCAAUCUGAGAUAGAUAGAAUCUGAUUAGGUUGCUAGAGUCUCAUCAUUCGAUAGUAGGAGAUUGGCUAUACGAGAGUUAGCCAGUUUACUGCUUUGUACUGGAAUCCAAUUCCAGUAGUGGAGUUCUGUUCUUACUGCUUCAGCUUUCUAUCCCGGUGAAGACUAGUCGUCUGCCGGGUAGUUAGACUGAGAGGGCUUGGUCAGCUUAAGAGAUUCCAAGCUACUGUCGGAUCUUCCGCAGUCUAAUCAACAGUAAAUCAACCCAGGGAAAUUGCGAUUGAACCUAACUAAGGAGCUAUGGGGACUCAUUCCCGAGUGACUCAUUCCUGCUUGAGAAAACCGAAUAAUUUCCUGCUUUCUUUCUGCUUUUGCUUUUAAACAACAAUCACUUACUUUAGUUGGCUAGAUAAUAGAGAAUCACUGAGUAA
This is a messenger RNA of Linum trigynum, 4337 nucleotides long. Lineage: Eukaryota; Viridiplantae; Streptophyta; Magnoliopsida; Malpighiales; Linaceae. The record is from the annotation of a GenBank genome assembly.